AUGUCGAGAGCAGCAGCAGCUAGGGGCAAUCAAAAUCCACCCCAGGCUCCAGCUAAAGGAGUGGCCAUGCUAGUUAACCCAGCUAGAUUGACUGAUGCUGAGGUGAGGGCAUCUCUAGCCCACAUGGCACAGGCCAUCACGAUGCAGGCUCAGGCUAUGACUGCCCAAGUGAACCGACAGAAUGUUCAGAGGGAGAACCCACCGGUUCGCAGCAUGGCUGACAGACUGCGAGAUUUCAGGAGUAUGAAUCCUCCUUUGUUCCGAGGGGCUAAGACUUUAAAGGAUCCUCAAGAGUUUAUAGACGAGGUGCAUAAGAUCCUGGUGGCCAUGGGGGCCACUGAUAUUGAGAAGGCUGAGCAAGAGGAGGAAAGCAGAAAGAGGAAACACACUAGGGUAGGGAACAAGGCAAGGCAAGUUGAUGAGAAUUUUUCAAGGAAGAGUAGUACUAAAAUCAGGGAUAAUCCCAAGUUUAAGAAGGAACUCUCCCACCAAGGGGAUUCAAGUUCAUUCAAGGGUCUCCAUGAUAGGAAUUCUGAGUCCAGAGUUAAGAGAAACAAUGAAUUAGAUACACCUCAAAAGAGACAACCUUGCAAUAAGUAUGGCAAAUUACAUGGAGGAGAGUGUAUGAGGGGCACUAAUGCUUGUUAUAGGUUUGUCAAAUGGUGA
This is a messenger RNA of Solanum lycopersicum (tomato), 666 nucleotides long. The record is from RefSeq and is a predicted model, not a curated record. NCBI's taxonomy places the organism in Eukaryota, Viridiplantae, Streptophyta, Magnoliopsida, Solanales, Solanaceae.